GACCGGCUUUAAAAGACAAAAAACACCCACAAAAUUUGGGACAAAGAGCUUAUUACAAGAAGCUGAUUAAGGGUUGUUUGGGAAUUGGGGGAGCCUAUCCGCUGACUGCCGCCGCCGCCAGCCUACAAACCAACCCCAUACCCACUGCAAGGCGAAGUGGCGAACACUGGAACGAGCAAUCGUAACCCUAGCACACAUUUAUUGGGUCUUCUCGCCUUGAAACCUCGGCAGGUCCUUCUUUCAUUGCGGCAGAAGCACCAACCGAGCUCAUCAAUGGCGAACCAACUCACCGCACAGCAAAAGCCUCUCCUUCUCCACUCUGUCGUCCAGUUUCUCCAUCGCAACGGCUUCUCCAAAACCCUCAAGCGCCUUCUUAAGGAAGCUCAGAUUCAGGAUGAUUGUUGGAAGAAUAGUUCAUGUGAUUUGGAAGAGGUGUUUUGCAAAUAUCUAGAUACUUGGAAUGGUGCCCAAACAAAAUCUGAAGGCCACAAGGAACAAGAUGAUGACAGAGCUAAUAACCCUGGAGACACUAUUUCUAAGAAAAAGAAGAAGAAGCAUAGCGAAGGCAAUGAAGGCCAUUUAUCUCUAGCAUCUGAAGGAAAGCAAGAGUCUUUAGAAUAUUUGGCAGCUCAAAGUUGUGACAAAAUUGUUGAAGAGGAUGCAACUAAAAAGGAGAAAAAGAAAAAAAACAAGUCCAGCAAGCUAGAUAUUGAAUCUUGUGCAAAUGACUCUGUUAAAGAGAAACCUGUGAUAUCAAAUGACCCUUCUCAGACUAUAGAAAAUGGUGAUACUCAUGUUAAGGAUUCUAAGAAAAGAAAAAGAAAAGGUUCUGAAGAAAAAGAGAACAAGCAACUUGAAGAAGAGAAUGUUGAAGAAACUAAACGAAGAAAGUUGGAAGAAGUCAAAGAUGCAAAGAACAUAAAGCAAAAAGGUAAAACAGAUACAUUCCCUAGCGGUAAUGGACAUGGAGGACUAGGAAAUAACAAUCAGAUGGACAAUGUUAGUCUUGGUGAUGAUAAAAAACAAAGUAGUGAAGUCCCAAAUGACAACUCUGUGAAUGAGCUGAAAAACUCUUCCCAAGAGAAGUCCACAAAAAAACAAAGAAAUGGUUCUUCCGAGCCUAAAAGCCUAAAUGCGUUCCAAAGAGUGAAAGCCGAUGAAGUGGAAUUUGUUGAUGACAGGCUUCGUGAUAAUUCUUAUUGGGCUAAGGAUGGAGCGGACUCUGGCUAUGGUGCCAAAGCUCAGGAAGUUCUCGGACAGGUCAAAGGAAGGGACUUUCGGCAUGAAAAGACCAAGAAAAAAAGAGGCAGUUACAGGGGAGGGCAGAUUGACCUUCAUUCCCACUCCAUUAAGUUCAACUAUUCUGAUGAGGACUGAAGGGGUGUGUGAGAGGUUCCCACAUCAAAUCCCCCCCGUAUGGGCCUUUCCACCGCCACAAAUUUUUAGCAUUAUGUUAUUAUUAUCAUUAUGAUUACAAUUUAUCAUGUUUUUGUGGAAGACAAGAAGAGGGGUAUGGCUGGUGUGACAUCUAUAGAAGAGGUUUUUUUUUGUUUAAGUAAUUUUUGUUGUUGAGUCAAUUGUGAGUUAGAACUUGACAACCUUUUUAUAAAUGCAACAUUGUUUUUUUCGAGUAAAUUCUAUAAAUAGUU
Messenger RNA from Cuscuta campestris, 1649 nucleotides. Lineage: Eukaryota; Viridiplantae; Streptophyta; Magnoliopsida; Solanales; Convolvulaceae. The record is from the annotation of a GenBank genome assembly.